This is a messenger RNA of Mycena indigotica, 1470 nucleotides long. RefSeq lists its product as uncharacterized. The coding region runs from base 1 to 1470 and encodes 489 amino acids. NCBI's taxonomy places the organism in Eukaryota, Fungi, Basidiomycota, Agaricomycetes, Agaricales, Mycenaceae. The transcript is spliced from 2 exons. The record is from RefSeq and is a predicted model, not a curated record.
AUGCUCUGGCCGUCGUCAAUAACCCCUCUUUUCAUCUGGGCCACCCUUUUCCCUGUCGCGUUCGUUCAUGGCGCUGAUGAUUCAGUAUUUGCCUGGCGCAGCAUUCCCCAACUGACGACUUGCCAACCAGCAUCGUUGUCCUGGUUUUAUCGCGGAGGCAGCGAAGACCUCACGAUUUCGAUAACCAACCAAGGCGUUCCCCAGUCACCUCCCAGCGCACCAACCCUGCCGCACAACCCUCCUCCAGGAAAUGGACCACCCAGAGGCGGACUAGGAAUUUUUGGAGGCGGGGGCCCAAGGCCUCAGAAAAGCGAUGGACCUGGUCGAGACGAUGGUCGGCCGCGACAUGGCCAUCAACCCGCCCGGAGAGACCUCAACCAGCCGGUCUCCGGUGCGGUCAAAGCUUCAAGCAACUCGUUUGCCUGGUCGUCCGUCAAUGUCGCGCAAGGUUAUUAUGUCCUCGUCGCGAAUCUGCCUUCAUCAAACACGGUGAAGCAAUCCAGGCCAUUUUUCGUGGCAAAUGGCAAAGAUACAUCCUGCUUAGUGGUGGCCAACCCCCCUCCUCCGCCUUCUGUACCGCCCUCCGGCCCGACAAGUGGAACGGCUACCACAUCCCCGUCUUCGAUACCCUCCAAACCCACGUCAGAACCAUCCGACUCUGCUGCUGCUGCAUCCGCUCCUGUUGCAACAACUCCUGUUCGGGUACCGGGUGGAUCAACCACCUUACGUACCGGCUCGGGAGCGCCUCCCAAGGGUGUUUCACCGACAGGUCCCGGUGACUCCUUCGCGCCUCCUUUGUCUACGAACAUGACCACCCCAGUCUCUGGUGCCUCACACUCUCGACUCAACCGUGGGGCGAUUGCUGGCGGAGUCAUUGGUGGGCUCGUUGUUGUUGCGGCGUUGCUCGCAUUUUUCCUAUAUCGUCGCUAUUCGAAGAAGUCUGCCCGCGCUCAAGCCUGGGCAGGCCUUACGUCUGGUGAACGCGCCUUCCCCCCUCCCGCGCCGAGUCCAGGGGGUGGUCGUCAUGUUCAUUCCGAAUCUGUCGGUCCAAUUCUUCUGCACGACAGCAAUGUGUAUAUGAUUGGCAACCUCACAUCUUUUGCUGGAGGCGAAAAGGAUGCAGUUGCAGACACCACCACGUCGGAGUAUGCUUUUUCGCAGGGAAAGCUGUCAUCGCCGCAACACGAAUCGCCGUUGUCGACAAAUGAUCUGCAUCCUAGCAUUGGUGCAGUUCCCAACGACGCAAUUAUACCUCUUCCAAACCCUCCAAUCAUUAGUCAGCCUUCUCCAAGGGCCCGCGCCCGUCCGCUGUCGACCCCAGCGCCAAGCUCUCCAGCACUUUUUUCGUUAGAAACAUACCCAGCUAGCCCAACCCCCCUCCCAGCACCUCCGGACAAGCGGCGCAGCUCCAGUCGGAGAAGGGCUAUCCCGCCGUGUUACAAGGAAGGCGGUCCCAGAAUACAACCCUGA